ACGUAGCUGUCUUCUUCAUCAUUUCUUUGCUCCAUGAAACAAAUGAAAAAUAAUUUUAAUAUAUAUGGCUCUUCAUUCGGAUUAUUGCUUGUCAUUUAAGUUGAAAUCCUACUCCAUCUCUGCUUGAGCAUCACAUCAGACUUCAGAGUCUCUCCCUAUCUGUAACGACCAUUCGUUCUUUAUAUAUAUAUAUAUAUGUGUGUGUGUGUAUAAAGCAGCCUGGCCAUUCUUUCUCCAUAUUCAAACCAAAGAUUCAACUGAUCUUUUCUUAGUUUCACUAGCUAAUAUAUCAAUUAAUCUCUUUGCCACCCCUUUGAAAUUUCCAAGGAUGGUUGCGAAUGUUGUUGCAUAUCUGAUCGUCUUUACUGCAAUCUCCAGCACCGUUGCAUCCGAUCCUGACAAUCUUCAGGAUGUCUGCGUUGCUCUUCCCUCUUCAGGGAUAAAGGUGAAUGGGUUUGCAUGCAAGGACGAGGCAAACGUUACGGCAGCUGAUUUCUUCUUCGACGGCCUGGCUAAGGCAGGAGUUAUUAACAACUCAGUUGGAUCAAUUGUAACAGCGGGAAACGUGGACAAGAUUCCAGGUCUCAACACGCUGGGGGUGUCACUGGCUCGCAUUGACUACGCACCUGAUGGUGGGCUUAACCCUCCUCACACGCACCCGCGCGCCACAGAGAUUGUAUUCGUUCUUGAAGGCGAAUUGGACGUAGGCUUCAUCACUACAGCAAACAAGCUGGUGUCCAAGAACAUCAAGAAAGGUGAAAUCUUCGUGUUCCCAAAGGCUCUCGUUCAUUUUCAGAAGAACAACGGCGACAAGCCCGCCUCUGUGAUCUCCGCCUUCAAUAGCCAAUUGCCUGGCACCCAAUCCAUUGCUGCAACACUUUUCACGGCAACACCUUCCGUCCCAGACGAUGUGUUGACAAAGGCCUUUCAGGUUGGUACCAAGGAGAUUGAAAAAAUCAAGUCAAAGCUUGCUCCCAAGAAGAAUUAAGUCAAUUCCCUAUGAACAAGUGGUGGUAAUCUGCAUGUGUAUCCCUAGCUAUAUGUGAGUCUUAAUAUGGUAAUCUAUGUAAACUGCGCGCAGACAUUAAUGUCUCAAAAAGAGAUCGAAGGAUAUAUACUUGUAUAACAAUGUGCUAUGCUGUACCUGCAGAAGAAAUAAAAAAAAUAUAUUGUAAUUUAAAACCGAGAGAGUUAACUA
Messenger RNA from Corylus avellana, 1198 nucleotides. RefSeq names its product germin-like protein subfamily 2 member 4. The record is from RefSeq and is a predicted model, not a curated record. NCBI's taxonomy places the organism in Eukaryota, Viridiplantae, Streptophyta, Magnoliopsida, Fagales, Betulaceae. Gene Ontology annotation, molecular function: manganese ion binding.